This is a messenger RNA of Eutrema salsugineum, 1623 nucleotides long. RefSeq names its product phosphoinositide phospholipase C 8. The record is from RefSeq and is a predicted model, not a curated record. The transcript is spliced from 8 exons. Gene Ontology annotation, molecular function: phosphatidylinositol-4,5-bisphosphate phospholipase C activity. Gene Ontology annotation, biological process: phosphatidylinositol-mediated signaling; lipid metabolic process. Bases 19 to 1623 code for a protein of 534 amino acids. NCBI's taxonomy places the organism in Eukaryota, Viridiplantae, Streptophyta, Magnoliopsida, Brassicales, Brassicaceae.
CAGAAGGAGCUCAUCCAAAUGUGUUUCACGAAUAACUUCGGCGGCUACAAAAAAGAUAUGCCCGAGAAGCUGCAGAGGUUCAUGACAUUGCUGGGUACUGAAAAGGAUGAAGACGAUGCCGGAGAGAAGGCGGCAAAGAAAAUCGCGGCGGAGUUGAAACUCAGACGAGAUGAUAUUCCCGAUUUCAGCGUGUUCAACGACACGGACAAUCGUCUCGGGCUUGCCCAAUUGAACCAGUAUCUGUUUUCUACGGAGCACAAUCCGCCGAUCGGUGACCAGGUCCAUCAUGACAUGAAUGCUCCGUUAUCGCAUUACUUCAUUCACACCAGCCUCAAAUCCUACUUUACCGGGAGCCAAUUCUUGGAGAGAUACAGCAAUGAGCCUAUCAUUGAUGCGCUUAAACAGGGUGUGAGGGUGGUUGAACUAGAUCUGAGGCCGUGUGGUAAAGACGGCAUCUGCGUUAGCGGUCAUCGCUGGAACUCGAAGAAUCCUCUGAAAUUGGAAACGUGUUUGGAUUCUAUUAAAGAUCAUGCCUUUACCCCCGGAAGAAGUUAUCCUGUGAUAAUUACUUUCAAGGACGGCUUGACACAGGAUCUUCAGUCCAAAGCUACUCAGAUGAUAAAUGAGAUAUUUGGUAAUAUGGUAUAUUACCAUGAUCCUCAUAGGUUAGGGGAGUUUCCUUCACCAUCAGACCUGCGUAAUAAAAUACUAAUAUCCAGAAGACCCCCAAAAGAGUUGUUAUUUGCCAAUGAUGAUGACCAAACGGUUGUCGUCCAGAAUGGGAAUGAGACACAGCAGGAAGCGGCAGAUCAGAAUUACCAGAGUCUUGUUGCCUUUCAUGCUGUGGAGCCAAGCGGCAUGCUACUACAAGCAUUAACAACAGACAAGGUGAUCCAACGGCCAGGAUGGUACGAGACAGAUGUUAUAAGCUUCACCCAAAAGAGAUUCUUGCGGACACGUCCAAAAAAAGGAAAAUUAAUUAUGAAUGCCCCCUAUAAACCCCAGAGAGCUUGGAUGCAUGGUGCUCAAAUGAUUGCACUAAGCAGGCAGGAGGACAAAGAAAAACUUUGGCUGAUGCAAGGGAUGUUUAGAGCGAAUGGAGGGUGCGGUUAUGUCAAGAAACCAGAUUUUCUUUUGAAUGCAAGUCCUGGUGGAGUUUUCUAUCCAACAGUAAAUCCUGAGGUGAAGAAGACGUUAAAGGUCAAAGUCUACAUGGGAGAUGGAUGGAGCAAGGACUUCAAGAAGCUUGGUCGACUGACUAAGCCAGAGUUAUAUGUUUUGAUCAGUAUUGCCGGUGUACCCCAUGAUGAGAAGAUUAAAAGAACGACGGUGAAGAGCAACGAAUGGCCGAUGUCAAAGAAAGAGAAAACAGAAAAAAAGAACAGAGAAUGGAUACCUACUUGGGGAGAAGAAUUCACAUUCCCUUUGACCUAUCCUGACCUUGCUUUGCUUAAUAUCCAAGUCUACGACCACGAAAUAGCUGCAGAUGGAUUUGGAGGUCAGACAUGUCUACCAGUUUCUGAACUAAAAGAAGGGAUUCGAGCUGUUCCACUUUAUGAUGAAAAAGGAGAGCGAUGCAGCUCGACAAUGCUGCUCAUGCGUUUCAGGUUCUCGACCAAUUAA